Dichomitus squalens LYAD-421 SS1 is the source of this 375-nucleotide messenger RNA. RefSeq lists its product as uncharacterized. The record is from RefSeq and is a predicted model, not a curated record. The transcript is spliced from 2 exons. Lineage: Eukaryota; Fungi; Basidiomycota; Agaricomycetes; Polyporales; Polyporaceae. The coding region runs from base 1 to 375 and encodes 124 amino acids.
AUGCACGAAGCAUGCCCCGUUAGUCGACAAAUUGUCAACGCCGCUGUAGAACGCCACUGCGGUGAUGUCCUACCAUGGUGCUUGAAGGUCAGAUGGCACAUCCAGCGGGCGACGCGCGGCGUCUCCCCGUAUCGCCAUACCGCACAAACAAACCACCGACUUACCCGAAUGCGCGCUGCCGACCUCGACACACCAUCGAAGAAGGGAAGCGAGAGGGGGACGGACCCGCGCCUUCCCGAGCGUCAGUGCACGACACUAGGAAGCAUCGAGCACUUAGCCCGAGUCACGUUUGCGUCGAACGGCAAGAGCACAAGGGCUCAUAUGAGCAAAUCGCUCGGGAUGAGCAUAAGCUCGGAGAGCGCGUCCGGCUCAUAA